AUGUUGGUCAGCAAAACUUUACUCGUUUUACUGGUGGCCAUCCUGGGUACCUCAUGGGUAUCCGACGGCAGAACCAAUGGAUUAGCUUCUGCUUGCUGGUCCAGUGUGAAACGACCAGAUCAAUGCGUGGAGAAAAAAGAUCCCACAAAAGUCUCCAAAGAAGUUCCCAAAGGAAAUACCACAAAAGUUUGCACGAUUAAUGACAUCCCUCAAAAAGAUGAUGAAUUCGCGCCUCUGACUGUUGGCAUUUGGGUCGAGGAUAAGUAUUAUCGGUUACCCAAUGCUCGUUUCUACAAAGUAGAAAUUAAGGAAGGCACAGCACGUUCGUUUACACACGUUCCAAAUCCUUACUAUCGAGGAAGACGGAUUAUUAUCAAAGAUUAA
Messenger RNA from Cotesia congregata, 384 nucleotides. The record is from the annotation of a GenBank genome assembly. NCBI's taxonomy places the organism in Eukaryota, Metazoa, Arthropoda, Insecta, Hymenoptera, Braconidae.